AUUCAUCACUUUCAGCUGCACUCUUAUUCGUUACGAACGGAGCAACAAAGUGUUUCAAUAAAACGUCAAAUUACUGCGUUGUGCUAAUCGCAAUGAUGAUUUUCAUAAUUUUGUCUCUUUGCCUCUUCGGCAGUACCAUGGCUCAGUUUCCCUCUUUUGGCCGCUGUCCGAAAGUCGACACCACCGCAGAUUUCGAUCUCUCCCAGUAUAUGGGAAGAUGGUACGAAGCACAAAGGUAUUUCUCCAAAUUUGAAAUAGCUGGCAAAUGCAUCAUGGCCGAUUAUAGUUUGACUGAAAACAACACAGUCAACAUGGAAAGCAGCAAAAUUUCGAUCAUAACCGGGGAAUUAUGGUCAGUCAAAUCAACGGCACGGGUCCCUGACACCACCAACCCCUCUAAGCUUAAAGUUAAACUCCUCAACGAUCCCAUCGGUUUUGAAACUGAUUAUUGGGUGUUAGGAACCGACUACAAAACGUACGCAGUAGUCUACAGUUGCUACGAUAUCCAAUUGUUGAAAAUGAAAUAUGCUUGGAUUUUGACGAGAGAGAGAGAUGCCCCACAAACUGUGAUAGACAUGGCCAUGGCCAUUGCUGAAAAAAAUGGACUUAGCAGAUCUCAAUUCAUAAAAACCAACCAAUCAAACUGUUGAGCUAAACUAUGAUAACUGAAUGAGCAAAUUGUUCAAUGUUCACAUCCCAGAAAGAAUCGCUACUUCAAAAGCACAGGACGCAUAGCCUUUUAUUCAGAACAACUCUACCGUUAAGGCUUCAUCGAAGUUGAUUGAAUGGUGCCCCAUAAAAUCUUGACGACAUCCUCAUCUUCUAUAAAAUGAAUACUGCGGAAAAGAAAAAAUGUAUUAAAAAACAACAAUUUAUUUCAGAAUAGGAAAAUAUUUUAUAGUCUAACAAUAAUUGAAUAAAAUUAACCUUCGAAUACUA
Molecule: messenger RNA, 939 nt
Organism: Venturia canescens
Lineage: Eukaryota; Metazoa; Arthropoda; Insecta; Hymenoptera; Ichneumonidae
Product: apolipoprotein D-like
Exons: 4
Coding region: 93-650 (185 amino acids)
Biological process (GO): response to reactive oxygen species; lipid metabolic process
Cellular component (GO): cytoplasm
Molecular function (GO): pigment binding
Source: RefSeq, a predicted model, not a curated record